CGCUCAGAUUGCGCUCUCAGCCCGCGCACUUUCUGUUUCAUUAUGGCAGACCAGUCCAUCAGUACUCCGCAAGCGGCAUUUAACAAGCCUAAGGUGGAGCUGCAUGUUCACCUUGACGGUGCUAUCCGACUAGACACCAUUCUGGAUGUUGCACGGAGGCGAGAAAUAGCGCUACCUGCAGACACACCCGAAGGCCUGGCGCGCUUUGUUACCCUUCAGCAGCCCUCCUCCCUCACCGAUUUCCUCAGCAAAUUCGGCCAGUACAUGCACGUCAUUGCGGGUGACAGGGAAGCAAUCAAAAGAAUAGCCUGUGAGUUUGUGGAGUCGAAAGCCAAAGAAGGAGUGGUAUACGUGGAGGUGAGGUACAGUCCACACCUUCUGGCCAACAGUAAAGUAGACCCUAUACCCUGGAACCAAAAAGAAGGCGACCUGACCCCAGACGAGGUGGUGGAUCUGGUGAACCAGGGACUGAGCGAGGGAGAGAAGAAGUUCGGCGUGAAGGCCAGGUCCAUUCUAUGCUGCAUGCGCCACCAGCCAAACUGGUCCAUGGAGGUGGUGGAGCUGUGUAAGAAGUAUCAGAAAAAGGGGGUGGUGGCCAUCGACCUGGCAGGAGACGAAUCCCAGGACUGCACAGCACGUCCACAGCACAGGGAAGCCUUUGAGGAAGCGGUGAGGAGUGGGAUCCACAGGACGGUUCACGCAGGGGAAGUGGGCCAGGCGGCAGUUGUUAAAGAGGCAGUGGAAGUCUUGAAAGCUGAGCGAAUCGGGCAUGGCUAUCACACCAUAGAGGACGGGGCUCUGUACAAGAAGCUGCUUAAACAGAACAUGCAUUUUGAGGUUUGUCCAAUAUCUAGUAAGUUUACAGGAGCCUGUGACCCAGAUUUCACCAAACAUCCCCUCAUCAGGUUUAAAGAGGAUGAGGCCAACUACUCUUUGAACACCGAUGACCCUUUGAUAUUCAACUCCACCCUGGACACAGACUACAAUACUGCCCAGGAGUACAUGGGAUUUACAGAGAAUGAAUUCAAAAGGCUGAAUUUAAAUGCCGCCAACUCCAGUUUCCUGCCGGAGAAAGAGAAGGGUGAGCUUGUGAACCAUUUGCGCAGUGCUUAUGGAAUGGUGAACAACCUUUGAAGGGACCACUGACACACAGCACAGAUACCCACUGUUUAAGCAUGAUUUCAACGGGAACAAGAUCAUGGAUUAUGAUGCGAAAGAAUUUUGGGCCUUUUAUUCCAGUGCAGAUAUCCAACUCUGACGCACACACACACACACACACACACACACACACACACACACACACACAAAUUCUAUAUUUUCCUCAUUUUAUAUGUAGUACAUUUUAUACAGUACUUAAGCAAACUAAAUUCUUACAUCUCCUGUA
Molecule: messenger RNA, 1384 nt
Organism: Megalops cyprinoides (Indo-Pacific tarpon)
Lineage: Eukaryota; Metazoa; Chordata; Actinopteri; Elopiformes; Megalopidae
Product: adenosine deaminase-like
Exons: 11
Coding region: 43-1134 (363 amino acids)
Biological process (GO): inosine biosynthetic process; purine ribonucleoside monophosphate biosynthetic process; hypoxanthine salvage
Cellular component (GO): external side of plasma membrane; cytosol
Molecular function (GO): adenosine deaminase activity
Source: RefSeq, a predicted model, not a curated record